ACCAAAAAAAAAAAAACUGAUUUAAAACCUUUGGUCUCGUCCCAUAAUUCUCCUGGAGAGACGCACCCGGAAGUAGCGUUACAGGAAGCACGUGGUGGCUGUGGGAGAGUAGCUGAGCUGCUCGGAGGGUUGUCAUCAUGGUGCGUGUCAGGGGUCUGCUGCCGCUCAUUUACCAGCAUCUCCUGCAGAAUGGAUACGCCAAGACGGCCCGAGAGCUGCAGAUAGAAAGCGGAGAGAAAUUUACUACUGCACCGAAGGUGUCCCUUAAAGAUCUCUUCAGGCACUGGAAUAGGGAAGCCAGUAAGGACAGCAAUGUAUCCAAGAGCAAGAAACCAAAGGUGCAGGAUCCUGACAGCCCUUCUGAAUCCUCUGAUGAUGAGGUUGAUGCUGCACCAAAAAAAGGGAGUCUGGUGGCCCAGGGCAAAAAAGGGUCAGUCAAGAAGGCGUCUAGCAAGAUCAAAACAGAAGUUGUCACACCUAAGAAAAUGAAUUCUGAUAAAAAGUCAGCUUCAAAGGUGAAAGAAACAACUUCUGUAAAAGACAAGCCUGUGAUUCCUGAGACUCCUGCAGAAAGCAGCGAUGACUCGGACAGUGAGAAGGAGACCGUUCCAUUAAAAUCUAGUCUGAAACAAGAAACCCCCUUAAAGGCUCCCCAAACACCACAAACAAGGAGCAAAACUUCUGACUCGGCACAGCAUAACAAGAGUGUACCUAUUAAAACAACUCCUGCCUCUGCCGUGAAAAAAAACACUUCAGCCUCCAAUGGGAAAGCUGCGGUUGAAAGUGACGCCAGUGAAAGUGAGAGCAGUGAUGAAACGGACCUUGAGGAACAACCAGUGGCAUCUAAGGAAAAAUCCAAACCUCCUUCUGCUUUGACACAACCCAAGGCAGAUAGCUCAGAAAGUAGUGAAACGGAGAGUGAGGAGGAGCCGGCGGUAAAACAGAAGGCACCAACCCCAGCAACUCCUAAGGUAAAAGCCGCCACACCAUCGGCCAAGACUACAGCAGCACAAGCGAAAGCUGCAAAAGGGAAGUCCAUAACCAAAGCUACAGAUGUGGCCCCAGCAUCCCAAGGCAGCUCUUCAGUAGGGAAAACGCCAGUCAAGACUGUGGUAGAUGAGAGCAGCGAUGAAUCGGACAGUGACGAUGAGUUGGUGCCAUCAACUCUCAAACCUGUAACUCCAAGUAGUGUUCAGGCAUCAAAGCAAAAAGUGAAAACCGUACCUAGUGUUCUGCAGCCGAAGGCAGACGACAGCUCAAGUAGCGAGACAGAAAGUGAGGAGGAACCCGUAAAACAGAAUCAGAAGAAACCUGCAUCACCAAAGAAAGGUGUAAAGGCUGUGGCUUCUAAGCCAAACGCAGUUGUGCCACCCACAGCGGAAGACUCUGAGAGCACGGACUCCUCUGAUAGCGAGCCAGAGGCUAAGACACCAGAGCAAAAAGCUGCCAAGCCUCUCCCGGCAUCAAAUGUGAAAACUCCAACUUCAAGCGCUAAGGAGAAAGCGGCUGCAACUCCACAGAAUAUACCAGUAGAUGACUCUUCAGAAACAGAUGACUCUGAUAGUGAUGAAGAGCUGGGUGCCAAGGCAUUAACGAAGACUGGCAGUCAGCCACAAGCAUCUGAUAAGAAAACAGCCUCCGCAAUUGGAAAGACUUCAACUCCAUUGCAAACAGCACCUGCAGAUGACACCUCUGAAACAGAUGACUCAGACAGUGAUGAGGAGCCGGAGGCCACGAAACCCAGCAGUCAGCUUCCAGCAUACAGUGCGAAACCUCCAUCCACUCCUGUGAAACAAUCCGUGCCGAGCUCAGCAGCUGCUAAAAAGGCAGCAACCUUGCAAAAAGCGCCAACAACCGCCGAUGACUCUUCAGAAACAGAGGACUCUGAUAGUGAUGAGGAUCAGGGGGAAAAGAAAAUUGCAAGUUCUCUUCCAAAGUCGGGUGUGAAUACUCCGUCCACGAGACCCAAACAACCUGUGAACGCAAAUGCAGCUGGUGAAAAAGCCAGAACCCCACUGCCCACACGUGACAGCUCAGAAACGGAGGAUUCAGAUAGUGACGAGUCACACGCUAAGCAGGUGACAACCCCAAUACAUCCAGCAAAGUCCAUAACUAAAUCUACACAUGCGACCCCGGUGUCCCAGGCCAGUCCAGCAGCAGCAACAACUCCUGCCAAGAAGGUGGUUGAAGAGAGCAGCGAGGACUCCGAUAGUGAUGAUGAGCCUAGUCCUGCUGUAAAUGCUUCAGCUCCAUUGGGCACCCCGGCAGUAAAACCACCUGCAGCAGCCACUGUACUGGUUCCAGAUUCAGAUGCCGACUCUGAAAGCAGCGACUCUUCGGAUUCAGAUGAAAAAGUGACUGUACAAGCACAGAAAACAAAAGUAGCAGCAAUUGCAUCAGUUAAGACUGCAGCAACUCAAUCAGCGGCACUACUGAGCCCCACCAAAAAGAAGUCGAUUACUCCAGCGUCAGGCAAGAUUAAAGCUGCCCCAAAGCCUUCAAUUGACAUUUCAGAGUCCAGCAACUCUUCAGAUGAGGAUCUCUCACCAGCCCAGGCAUCAAAGGGUUCUGUGAAGUCUAGUGAAAAUGCAGCAAAACUGUCCCAGCAAUCAGGAAGUGCAGCAAAAACCAAGGCAGAAAGUCCUGUCAAGGCUGUCGCAGUCACACAGCCGGCUGCAGCGGUGGAGAGCUCGGACAGCAGCGACUCAUCGGAUAGUGAAGAGGAGCCUGUAAAAACUCUGAAGAAAAAAGAUGUGAUUGCUUUGGCGAAACACAAAGUGUCUACGCCUACUCCCAUUUUGACGUCCACACCGUUGUUCGACAGUCCAGCCAAGGGUAAAGCAGUGUUGCCUACAAAGAGUCCAAAGGUUGUAAAGAAUGUGCAAGCGCGUGUCUCAGAGAGCAAAUCUGUACAUGAUGGGGAGGAAACUAAACAGGAAGAAGCACCAGCUAACCCUAAAACACCACGGGGAAAGCUGUCUGACAAGGGGAUAAAGACUCUGAGCUCAUCUCAGCCCACGACAAAGGUGACAAGCCCGACUAAAACCCCUGCUGGAUUGAAGGAGAUGCAUUGGGAAAGUUCCAGUGAGUCUUCAGAUAGUGAGGAUGACCUUCCACCUAAGAAGGCAAAAGCUGCUGACAAAGAGCAAGGGAAACCUUUACCUGCUGCAACGUUAAAGUCUGCGUCCCCGGCCAAGACCCCGGUUUUUCCUAAGCCACUUUCAGAUGAGAGCUCGGAUGUCUCUUCAGACAGCGAAGAAGAAACUGUUAAGGGGAAAGUGGCAAACAAUACUGAUGGGAAAUUUAAUAGCAACGUCUCUAGAGCUGUACCAAGUAAAUCAGCUGCUCCUGAAAAAGACUCUUCAGAUGAUACAAGUGCAAGUGAGACAGAAGUAUCUCAGAGUCUUCUCAAAGCCCAAACACCUGUAAAAUCUUCAACAAAACGAAAGCGAAUGGAAGACAAGCUUACACCAGCUAGCGAGAGCAUUGCAAAGCCAAGUAAAAAGAAAUCCAAAGUUCAAGCACAACCUAAAACAAAGACAACUCCAUCCACUCCCGCCACACCAGGAGGCCUGCUGGAGUCCGAAGAAGAGAAUAUUUUAGCUCUCUUAGAAGGAAGGAGUCCCAAAAAAACAAAAAAAAACUCUAAAAAGACUGCUUCAGCGGAGACGGUACAAAAGAGUCCCCCACCUCCUGCUCCCUCCACUUUAGUCCCUGAUAGUCCAUUCACAGGAGACGAGAACCUUAAUACAAUAUCCCCAGCUAUCUCAGACCUCAGCAAGUUGUCUGCAAAAAAGAGCAGCAAAAAGCGCAAGAGUCCUUCUGAGGAUGAAGACUCCAAAAAGAAGGAUAAAAAGGCUAAGAAGGAAAAGAAAGAGAGAGAAGCAAAUGCAGCUGCAUUAGGAGAGGCAGCUAAUCCUAAAUCCUCCAAAAAGGAGAAAAAGAAACAUGACAAGGAAAAGAAAAAAAAGGAAGACAAAGAAAAGAAAAAGAAAAGCAAGAAGCUCUCACAAAGUCUGGUCACUCCGGUUGCAGAGUCAACAGAUUCUGGAGUCAGUCUUCAGUCAAAACCCAAGAAAAAGAACUCUGCAUUGUGCCGCUUCUCUGUUAAGAAUAGACAGAAAGCUGGAGUGAAUCUGUUAAUAAAAUCUAACUUUAUAAAGCAAUGGCUUUUUUUUCUACAGAAGAAGGUAAAAGUUGACAAAAAGACUGUCUGAAGUUCUCAUAUAAACUGAGAACAUUAUUUGACGAAAGGACUUACAAGCCAUUAUGUUUUAUAUGUAUAUUUUGUCUACAUCCUCAUGUUAGGGUAACAAGAAGAAAAGCUUAUUUUAUUAUUUUUUUAUACCUUUUAUGUAAGGUAUGAUGUAUUGCCCUGGUUUCUACAGAGAAGUUAAUGCCCGUACAGGUCAGGGCUGUCAUGGACAUAGAACUUUACAGGCUGUGACGUGACCUGUAUCCUGAUGCCCAUAUUUAUGAAACUGAUCAAUGACAAUGAUGCUGGGAAGUAGUUCUCCUGCAUGAUGUGAACUGAACAUAUAUAUUUUUUUUUUUUUUUGUGAAUUUUUGUAAAAUAUUUUUAUACUUUUAAGAGGCUUUAUAUUAGUGAAUUAACAGUGAUUUUUAUUUUAUUUCUGUUUGUGCUUGGAACCUGUGGUUUAUUGAUAAUGGUCAUGCCAUGGCCAGCUUGGCCCCUAGUUUGUACUGAUUAUGGUUCCAAUAGAAGUGAAAUAAAAGUGGGUAUCUUAUUGUGUUGUAUGGCUU
Hyla sarda is the source of this 4764-nucleotide messenger RNA. RefSeq names its product treacle ribosome biogenesis factor 1 (gene TCOF1). Gene Ontology annotation, molecular function: protein binding. The record is from RefSeq and is a predicted model, not a curated record. The coding region runs from base 138 to 4217 and encodes 1359 amino acids. The transcript is spliced from 29 exons. Lineage: Eukaryota; Metazoa; Chordata; Amphibia; Anura; Hylidae.